Messenger RNA from Microthlaspi erraticum, 426 nucleotides. The record is from the annotation of a GenBank genome assembly. NCBI's taxonomy places the organism in Eukaryota, Viridiplantae, Streptophyta, Magnoliopsida, Brassicales, Brassicaceae.
AUGGAACCGGGGAGAGUCAUUGUCUGCGGACUCCCAGCAAAUGGAAUCAUACCACAGCUCCACCAACAACCAGAUGACAAUCAAGCCACGAGACACAUCAACAGACACAUCGUUUGCGGACUGCCGGCAAAAGGAAUCGUACCACAGCUCCAUCCACAGCCACAACAAGAAGCAGAUGAUGAUCCACCAGUCAAUGAAGAACCAACUGCUGAUCAAGAUGACGAUGUGGUGGAGCUCACAGAGGUACAGUACCGGAAAGCUAGGAAACUCUUAAUCCGCAUUGAGGAAGACGAAGCAGACAUCGAGCCAAUGUUCAGAAUAGCCCUCGAGAAAAUGCUAACCUAUGCACGGGAAUCCGCACAACUGAGACCCCCCAAACAAGAACAAGGAGAGUCCUCCCGAGGCAAGACUCAUCGUCGACAGUAG